This is a messenger RNA of Pseudocercospora fijiensis CIRAD86, 984 nucleotides long. RefSeq lists its product as uncharacterized. The transcript has 4 exons. The record is from RefSeq and is a predicted model, not a curated record. The coding region runs from base 1 to 984 and encodes 327 amino acids. Lineage: Eukaryota; Fungi; Ascomycota; Dothideomycetes; Mycosphaerellales; Mycosphaerellaceae.
AUGGUCAGCACUUACGCCAACGUCUGCCGCGAGGCCACUCGCAGCAAGCCUAUCAGAAGAACUUACACAGUUCGAGGCCACCCGGUCACAUUCGAGCACUACGCCUCUCUUGAGCUCGAGAAGCAGAAAGCAGCCGAAAUUGCAGCGUUCCUGCUUGAGGAGGAGGAGAAGGCGGCUAAAGCCCGCCUCGCCGUAAUCGUGCCUUUCCGCCGCUUCUUCGAAUUUCCCUACGAGAUUCACCAGAACGUUGCUGUUCCCGAAGUUCACGGUCGCUGUCUUCUUGCCUGGCGGACUGCGCGGACGGCACACCUGAGGAGUGUCAUGCAGUCUCGCCCAUCCGCAUGUAGCUACUACACCCUAACAUGCGAGUAUGACAAAAUGGGCCGCGGCCGCCGAGGGAAUAAUGCCCGAAAUGCUCUCUGCCAUCAGCAAGACCUGGUACAGAGACUGUCGGCAUUAAUGGUUCAAGUUGAGCACAUUGCACCGGGCUUGACAGAUGAAGUACGGCUUGCGCAGGCUGAUGCCCGCGUCAUCUCCAAGUACUUCAGCGAGACCAUGCCCACCAAGCUGUACAACGAGCGACGACCACCACAUGCAACGGAUGUCGCAGCUCGAGCUUUCGCAAUCCCUGAGAUUCUGGAGAUGAUCUUGUCCGAGCUCAACCGCAGUGAGCUGCUCAGAUCACAAUUAGUCACCCAGCAAUUCAGAGAUACUAUCAACCUGUCGCCUACUUUGGGACCUGUUCUCAAGCCUCCGAAGAUCAAGGUCAAGAAGAAGAAUGCACCACGAAUUAACAUCGAAGGACACAUUGAUGGUGUCAAGUGGCGACGUCGAUGCCGCCUCUGCAGACCGCUGAGACAUGAGCGCCACUCUCGCUGUCAUCCACACUGCGCCAAAGAAGUCUGGGCCCAAUUCCAAGAUUGCGACAAGCUGGUACCGAUGCGCUGCAGAAGCCUUCAGAUUUGUGAACCUCCCCAUCUAUGA